Messenger RNA from Recurvomyces mirabilis, 1260 nucleotides. RefSeq lists its product as uncharacterized. The record is from RefSeq and is a predicted model, not a curated record. Gene Ontology annotation, molecular function: mannose-6-phosphate isomerase activity; zinc ion binding. The coding region runs from base 1 to 1260 and encodes 419 amino acids. Gene Ontology annotation, cellular component: cytosol. Gene Ontology annotation, biological process: carbohydrate metabolic process; GDP-mannose biosynthetic process. NCBI's taxonomy places the organism in Eukaryota, Fungi, Ascomycota, Dothideomycetes, Mycosphaerellales, Teratosphaeriaceae. The transcript has a single exon.
AUGGCGUCUCAACUCGAACCUUUCUACAAGCUCAAAUGCUCAUGUAACCAAUAUUCCUGGGGCAAACCUGGUUCCGAGAGCAUCUCUGCCCGACUAUGCGCGAAACAAGUAGGCUACGACAACCAGGAGAAACUGGGCGAUUUCAAGAUCGACGAGAAGACCUCCUAUGCCGAGAUGUGGAUGGGCACAUACCCAGUACUACCUUCCUACGUUGCAGAAAGCGGCGAGAUGCUGCAGGAUCUGAUAGACAAGCACCCAGACCAGCUGAUGGGCAAGGCGGUGCAAGAGAAGUUCGGGCAUACCAACCUACAGUUCUUGCCCAAAGUGUUGUCGAUAGCGAAGGCGCUGCCAUUACAAUUACAUCCCAACAAGGACCUGGCCGCGAAGUUACACAAGGAGAACCCUGAUCAUUUCACAGAUCCCAACCACAAGCCUGAGAUCGCCUUGGCUUUGGGCGAGUUCGAGGCUUUCUGCGGUUUCAAGGAACUGGCACAAAUCGAGAAGCUCAUGCAGAUUGACGCCUUGAAGACAUACCUUCCUUCCAAUUCCGAUGGCCGGGAGUUCGACGAUCAGGUGUUGAAAGGCAUUGUUGGCAACAUGCUGCACGCGGACGACCAUAGAGUGAAGGAGACAUACAGUGCUCUGACUUCUCUUUCCGAGGACCAAUUUGCAGGCGACACCUACAUUCCAAAGCUGGCUCCUCGUCUGGCGGAACAAUACUCGGAAUCUGACCCCGGUCUUCUUGUAGCUCUAAUCACCAUGAACUACCUCGUCUUGCAAGCCGGCGAGAGCAUAUAUAUUCCCGCCGAUGGCAUCCACGCCUACCUCAGCGGCGACAUUAUCGAAUGCAUGGCUCGAUCAGACAAUGUGCUAAACACCGGCUUCUGUCCGAGAGCAGACAGGGAUAAUGUGGAUCUGUUCACCUCUUGUCUGACUUUUGCUCCACAUAAUGCUGAGGAGUGCAAGCUCAAGAGGGAGACGUACGAGAAGAGUAAGAAUGGCAAGACUGUGCUUUUCGCUCCUCCGUUGAGCGAGUUUGAUGCCCUGGAAACGAACCUCAAGGGUGGCGAUAAGGAAGAGCUGGGUGCGAUCAACGGUCCAGCGAUCUUGCUGGCGACCAAGGGCGGUGGGACGAUGAAGGCGAGGGGUAAGACUGUAGGAUUGCAUGAGGGAGCUUGUUACUUCGUGGCCCAGGGUGUCGAGCUCCAGCUGGAGGGCGGCAAGGAGGGUUUGCUUAUGCACACCUUCUUCGUCGAGUAG